AGAAGUCAUGUCAAAGUUCUUUCUAAUUAGUUUUACAAUCUUCGUUCUUGUUAUUGAUGCCAAUUGUUUUGGGCACAAACCAAUUAUAGAAAAUAAAAUUGCUAAUAUUCUUCUAAAAUCCAGUCCAUUAAUAGAGAAGACACCACAGCAAAGUAUGGAGUGUUUCGCAAUUUAUAUACCAAAACUAAAUGAUUUAACUAAAACGUAUGAGCUCGAGUAUGAAACUUGUUUACAACAAUCGAAGGAAUACCGAGAUUCCCUAGAUUUGGAAGUACAAAAAGAGCGCAAACACUUGGAAGAAUCAGCUGAAAAAGUUUGUGAUAGUUUUAGAAGUUGUUCCCGCAGAACUGAUUCAACUUAUGAGUUUUUCGAAUGCUUUAGUAAUGCUGCUGCUGAAUCCACUAACACCGUUUAUAACAUUCAAAACAUAUCCAAGGACAAAAUGGAAUAUAUUAAAAUUAAAAAUGAGACUAUUGAUUACGAUCAGAAUCGUUGUACCGAUAAAUGUUCCCGUGUCUAUGUGGAGAAAUCUACAAAAAUCUAUGAUGAUUUGGAUAAAUGUUUAGCUGGUUUAGUAAUUGAGUCGCCUACUCAAAUUCCUAGUGUUAAGGUUUAGAAAUGUCUUGUAAGUAAAAAGCAUAGUGCAAAAUUUUCGAAAUAUACAAACUGAUAAUAUCAA
Lucilia cuprina (Australian sheep blowfly) is the source of this 679-nucleotide messenger RNA. RefSeq lists its product as uncharacterized. The record is from RefSeq and is a predicted model, not a curated record. Bases 8 to 616 code for a protein of 202 amino acids. NCBI's taxonomy places the organism in Eukaryota, Metazoa, Arthropoda, Insecta, Diptera, Calliphoridae. The transcript has 3 exons.